AGGUAACUAUCGCGAGACCUGGGGCCGCGGCGACCCCGGGUGGAGGCGACGUUGGGGCUGUUUGGGCUCAUGUCUUCGCCUCUGGAGCUCACGGUCGGCGCUUGUUAUAACCCAGCACUAGGACUGAGCGGGCGGACGUUCGUCUUUCUAGAAAGGCCUAGGCGAGGCCUAGGACGAGGGCGGCGGAGAACGCGGGGAGGAAGCCCACCCGCGAGGAGCCAGCUGCCGCGACGGUGCGGGGAGCUUCCGGGAACCAAGCCCUCUGCGCGAUCCUCGGGCGCGGGCCGCCGCCUCUCACCCCGCCGUCUCUCCUUCCACGUUCCUCACUCGCACCCAGAGACUUAGGACAGAUAGGAAUUUUCCACUCGUGAUUUUAGCUGGCGGGAAAUCCGCGACCUGGGAAGGGAAGGGGUCAUGGCUGCGUAGGGCCGCAGUACCGCGACUCCCAUCUCAGUGUCACAGCGCAGGCUCUUGGUGGUGUUUUUCACUUGUGAAAAACGUUUAAAUAUGUGGAAGAGAGCAUAACGAACGUCUAGGUGUUUAUCACUUGGCUUAAGCAUUAUCAGUUUACCUAUUGUAUUCAUCCAUGGAUGUUUCAGAAGGAACCACCAUGUCAUCAUCACAUAGUUACUUAAUAUCACGUCGUCAGUGUUGGAACCAUUCUGAUCGACUAAUAAGCAAAUGCAGCCCUGAGGAUUUGGCUACUGCAUAUAACAACAGGGGGCAAAUCAAGUACUUCAGGGUUGAUUUUUAUGAAGCCAUGGAUGACUACACAUCUGCCAUAGAAGUCCAACCCAAUUUUGAAGUUCCAUAUUACAACAGAGGGUUGAUACUGUAUAGGCUGGGAUAUUUUGAUGAUGCUUUGGAAGAUUUCAAGAAGGUCUUAGACUUAAAUCCUGGAUUUCAAGAUGCUACUUUGAGCUUAAAACAGACUAUUCUAGACAAAGAAGAAAAACAAAGAAGAAAUGUUGCAAAAAAUUAUUGAUAUUUUUAACUUAAUGGAAGUAUUGAUUCAUGAUCCUUACAUCUGCAUCUAGUUAUCAGUAAUUUAAAGUAGAUAUUGAGCUAUUUUGAUUUAUAUUUAAGAAAUUAAUACAUUAGCACUGAAAGUUAAAUAGUGUGUUUAAGGUAGUUAAUUUCAGGUUGAAUGGGUUUUUUUAAUGAAGUGUAAAUAAUACCAAUGUAUAAGUGUAUAUUAUUAUAUUGAAUAUUAUAGUAAAAAGGAAUGUGUGGUGUUUUCUUCAGCAAAACUAUUUUUGUGAUUUUUUUAUUCUCAACUUUUUAUUUAAAAAAUGUUACAUCUGCAGAAAAGUUGAAAGUAUAAUAAACUCUUCAGUUAAAUUCA
This is a messenger RNA of Gorilla gorilla gorilla (western lowland gorilla), 1345 nucleotides long. It is a transcript of the gene TTC32, whose product is annotated as tetratricopeptide repeat domain 32. The record is from RefSeq and is a predicted model, not a curated record. Gene Ontology annotation, molecular function: protein binding. Bases 587 to 985 code for a protein of 132 amino acids. The transcript is spliced from 3 exons. NCBI's taxonomy places the organism in Eukaryota, Metazoa, Chordata, Mammalia, Primates, Hominidae.